AUGGACGACCAAGCUCAGACCAGCGCGAGCAGCGCUGUCUCCCCGCCAGCCUUACCUUCCACCACAGAAGAACCGUUCUUCCCAAAUUGCUUCACACCAUACCCCGCCAUCCCACCCAUCUUCCAAAACCCGUUCGACAACUGCUACCGCCCAGAGCGAGUUCCCUCGAUCAUGAAAUACGCCGCUCCGGGGCGCAUCCACCAACCAUCUCCUCCAAAGCGCGACAAGCUCAUGAGAGCAACCUUCUCUGUCCCGCAACUAUAUCCCUGGGAAGAACACCCCCUCGAGCUUCCGAGCAUAGAAGAACUCCACGGUUUGGUCCUCGUGACGUGUUGUUUACACCUAGGGCCUUGCUUGCUCCAACCGCCGGGCUUCCGCCUACCGCCGGAUUUCGUCCUACCUGUGGGAUUCCCUCUCCCGAGCACGAACAGGGUUGAGAGCGGGAGCGUGUCCGCCUUGUCCAAAGAAGCGGAGGAACGCUUACGUGUCCUUCGUGCGGAAGUCGACCACAAAGCGUCGCAAAUGCAGGCGGGCGUUGCACCGGACCAAUUAGCAGCUGCGUUGCAGCAGGCGUUCGACUCUGACCCGGACGGGAAACGUUCCGUGUACCGUCGUCGUCGUCGACACGCUCUAGAGUCCAGGCCACGAAAAGCGAAAAAGGAGAAGUUGCGGGAUCCUUACAGUGACACGGGGUCAGAGCAGCGAGAAGAGACUCCGGCUUCGCUCGCUGAAGGUAGUUCACUACCGCCCGUUCAGUCAGGCGCGGCAACGCCAGAGCAGGUCGAAGGCCAGUUGUCGCGAGAUGCGCUACUCGAGCUCGGCCGCUACAGCGUUACUGGGAAGGAAGCCUCGAAGGGGGUUGAAGACCGCGCGUACGAGCGCCUCAGAGCGGAUAUUCCAGCGGACUUGGAAGGUAUUCUACUGAAGCCAAGGCGGGGACGGAGGGAGACGGGGACGAAAGAAGUGACCUGGUGGGACCAAGUCCAGGCCCCGGCCGAGCCUGAAGGCGCAGGUGCGGCGCAGGCGGAGGCCGAAAAGGAUUUGCUUGAUAUGGAGCGGUACUGAUUUAGGACUGGUCUGGUGGACAUUUAGGAACUUGCUUGUUUGGGGGCUAUUUAUUAAUAAGACAAUCUCAAGAAAUUAUCGUGCGAUCCAGCUUCUUCAUCGAGCCCGUGAGCUCUUGGAUAUUUGGGGCAGCUUGAACCAUGGACAAGCAUUGGCGACUAUCGAAUUCACUAAUCAACCC
This is a messenger RNA of Mytilinidion resinicola, 1246 nucleotides long. RefSeq lists its product as uncharacterized. The record is from RefSeq and is a predicted model, not a curated record. Lineage: Eukaryota; Fungi; Ascomycota; Dothideomycetes; Mytilinidiales; Mytilinidiaceae. The coding region runs from base 1 to 1065 and encodes 354 amino acids. The transcript is spliced from 3 exons.